GCGAGCAGCUCUUACCUCACAGUCUGCGGUCAUACAACUGUCCUGAGCCCAGCAGACCUGAAGUUCUGAGCCAAGAGAAGACUGACUGGAGCAGAGAUGUGUGAGCCAUACUCCAAGGAGAAAACCAUUGAAAUGAGGAAAAAGUACAUAGGGCCAUCCUGCAAAGUAUUUUUUGAAAAAGAUCCAAUUAAGAUUGUAUGUGCAAAAGGGCAGUACAUGUUUGAUGAAAGAGGAGAAAAGUACCUGGACUGCAUAAAUAAUGUUGCUCAUGUUGGACAUAGUCAUCCAGAGGUGACAAAGGCUGCAGUGAAGCAAAUGGAGUUACUGAAUACAAACUCUAGAUUCCUGCAUGACAACCUCGUCCAGUAUGCUGAGAGCCUAACAGCUACACUGCCUGAGGAGCUUUCUGUUUGCUACUUUGUGAACUCAGGGUCAGAAGCAAAUGACCUAGCGUUACGGUUGGCUCGACAGUACUCUGGACACAGUGAUGUGAUAACCCUUGACCAUGCUUACCAUGGACAUGUGACGUCUUUGAUUGACAUAAGUCCAUACAAAUUUCAGCAACUCGGAAAAGAAGCCAAAAAAGAGUUUGUUCAUGUGGCUCCAUCACCUGAUACCUACAGGGGCAAAUACAGAGAAGACCAUCCUGAUCCUGGGGCAGCAUAUGCUGAGGAAGUAAAUGACAUAAUCAAUGAGGCUCAUCAAAAUAAUAGACAGAUUGCUGCAUUCAUUGCUGAAUCCAUGCAAAGCUGUGGAGGCCAAGUUAUUCCACCGCCUGGCUAUUUCAAGAAAGUGGCAGAGUACGUACAUAAGUCUGGAGGAGUAUUCAUAGCUGAUGAAGUGCAGGUUGGAUUUGGACGAGUUGGGAAAUAUUUCUGGAGUUUCCAGCUCCAGGGCGAAGAUUUUGUACCAGACAUUGUCACCAUGGGAAAGCCUAUUGGUAAUGGACAUCCACUGUCUUGUGUUGUGACAACCAGGAAAAUUGCAGAAGCCUUUGGGGCGACAGGCCUGGAAUACUUUAACACGUUUGGGGGAAACCCAGUGUCUUGUGCUAUUGGCUUGGCUGUGCUUGACAUUAUUGAAAAAGAAGAUUUGCGAGGGAAUGCUAUCAGAGUGGGAAACUACCUUGUAGAGCUGCUGCAGGAGCAGAAGGAAAAACACCAGAUAAUAGGCGAUAUCAGAGGUUCUGGACUGUUUGUUGGUGUAGAUCUAGUUAAAGACAGACAACUGAGGACUCCGGCUACAGCAGAGGCCCAGCACGUCAUAUAUAAGUUGAAAGAAAAACGAAUUCUCCUGAGUGCAGAUGGACCACAUAGAAAUGUUCUUAAAUUUAAGCCUCCCAUGUGCUUUUCAAAGGAGGAUGCUAAGAUGGUGGUGGACGCCAUAGAUGAGCUACUUACUGCUUUCGAGGAAGCAAAUGGAACAAGGCUAGCCGUUGCGAAUGGACAGUCAACAAACAAAAGAAAAUACAACAUCCACGAACACCAGAGCACUAGCAAUUCACAUGGCAAUGUCUGCAGAACCCAAGAACAUGGAUUUCACUCAGAAAACCAUGCCGUAAGCAACAAAAAAAUAAGAACAUAAACUAGAUGCAAGAUUCCUUAUUGAUUUUCAACUCUUCCAAACAUGCAAGGAAAUGCCACUACACGGUUGGAUAAUGGUGAAGAGGCUGGCUUUACUACUAACUGCAUUAUAUGUGUGACUAGAAUUUCAAUAUAUCAUAUUGAAAUUAAAACUAUAUCCAUGUUUUAAUGGCUUAAACAUAAAACACAAUUUAGCAUUAUGGAAGCCCAGUGCCAUCUCCUGAACUCUACACUUAUUGCCUAGUUUCAGCAUGUCACCUGGUUUCACAAAUUAAGGUGCUGCUGACUUGAUUUGGAUAGCAAGUUAUUUUUAUAGCUAUUUUACCUUCUGAAGUCUAACCAAUAAAUCAUGCAACUGUGCAAUUAAAACAAACUCACAGCAGAAAACAGCUUACCGUACUGUACAGUUCAUGACAUAGUGUGGUGAUACCUGUAAUUUAACAUGUAUGUUCAUGAGAUAUUACUAUAUUGUAACAUUAAGCUUACACUAUUAUCAAUAAACUGCUUCAGGUAUCAGUUUU
Molecule: messenger RNA, 2104 nt
Organism: Bufo bufo (common toad)
Lineage: Eukaryota; Metazoa; Chordata; Amphibia; Anura; Bufonidae
Gene: ETNPPL
Product: ethanolamine-phosphate phospho-lyase
Exons: 13
Coding region: 97-1584 (495 amino acids)
Cellular component (GO): mitochondrion
Molecular function (GO): pyridoxal phosphate binding; ethanolamine-phosphate phospho-lyase activity; transaminase activity
Source: RefSeq, a predicted model, not a curated record